Messenger RNA from Dovyalis caffra, 681 nucleotides. The record is from the annotation of a GenBank genome assembly. Lineage: Eukaryota; Viridiplantae; Streptophyta; Magnoliopsida; Malpighiales; Salicaceae.
AUGUCGAAUCGGCCUGAGCUUCUAGCUCCACCUGAGAUUUUUUAUGAUGAUUCAGAGGCUCGUAAAUACACUUCCUCUUCUCGUAUCAUCGAUAUUCAGGCUAAGCUAUCAGAAAGAGCAUUAGAGCUUCUUGCUUUGCCUGAGGAUGGGAUCCCUAGAUUACUCCUCGAUAUCGGUUGUGGAUCAGGACUUAGUGGGGAGACAUUAACUGAGAAUGGUCACCAAUGGAUCGGCUUAGACAUUUCACAGUCAAUGCUUAAUAUUGCGUUGGAGCGCGAGGUAGAGGGUGAUCUUUUACUUGGUGACAUGGGUCAGGGCAUAGCACUUCGACCUGGAGUUAUUGAUGGUGCCAUCAGUAUUUCAGCUGUUCAGUGGUUAUGCAAUGCGGAUAAGUCCUCCCAUGAGCCAAAACUAAGACUGAAGGCUUUCUUUGGAUCAUUAUAUAGAUGUUUGGCAAGAGGAGCUAGAGCUGUGUUUCAAGUGUAUCCUGAAAACAUAGCCCAGCGUGAAUUAAUUUUGAGGUCUGCAAUGCAUGCUGGAUUUGCUGGUGGUGUGGUUAUUGAUUACCCACAUAGGUAUGCUAGGCCUCUAUUUAGAAAUCUCAUGAUGGGCUUUUCAGGACUGAUGAGGAGAUGCUCAGAAAUAUUAUUUGUUGUAUAUAAGGUUUUUGCUUGGCUUUAA